AUGCUCCCGCCGCCAUCGCUCACGGUCGUCCAGAUGCUCGCGUCGGAGGAGGCCGCCGCCGCGCAGCAGCAGCAGGUCCCGUGUACCUGCGGUGCCAAGGACUUCGUGCUCAAGCGCAAGCAGCAGCAGAAGAAGCUCGCCAAGGAGGCCGGCACCGUCGAGGCCAAGCAGGCGGCCAACGACCCCGCGGCCGGCACGCCCAAACUGCACCGCAGUCUGUGGCGCAAGCUGCUGGGCAAGGGACCCAAGUGCGUCUGCCAGAAGAGGAACGCCGCCACCUCCAGCACCAGCACUACCAGCAGCAGGCCCGGACUCAUCCAGAUCCCGGCCGAGUACGUGGGCUGCACCGUCGUGACCGUGGCCGGCAAGCGCGUGCCCUUCUCGCGAGACAUGCAGCAGCAAUGCCGCAAGUCGUGGACGCCGCUCGACGCCAUUGAGGAGGACGAAUAG
This is a messenger RNA of Phytophthora sojae, 450 nucleotides long. RefSeq lists its product as hypothetical. The transcript has a single exon. The record is from RefSeq and is a predicted model, not a curated record. NCBI's taxonomy places the organism in Eukaryota, Oomycota, Peronosporomycetes, Peronosporales, Peronosporaceae. Bases 1 to 450 code for a protein of 149 amino acids.